This is a messenger RNA of Ricinus communis (castor bean), 2252 nucleotides long. RefSeq names its product protein NRT1/ PTR FAMILY 2.8. The record is from RefSeq and is a predicted model, not a curated record. Lineage: Eukaryota; Viridiplantae; Streptophyta; Magnoliopsida; Malpighiales; Euphorbiaceae. The transcript is spliced from 3 exons. Gene Ontology annotation, biological process: transmembrane transport. Gene Ontology annotation, molecular function: transmembrane transporter activity. Bases 208 to 2037 code for a protein of 609 amino acids. Gene Ontology annotation, cellular component: plasma membrane.
UAAGGAAACAUUAGUUAUUUUCUGAAGACUUAGCAUGAGUUAGUUAGUCCAACAAUUGCUUGAUUUACAGUAGAGCAAGUACUGCAGCCUCCUUCAAAGUUGAAUAUAUCUGUUAAUUGUUACCCCUCUAUAUAUAUACAUAUCAGGAGUCUCUAAAUUAUUUCUAACUUAUAAACAGGAAAAACUGAGAGAAAAGUAAUAGCUUACAUGGAGGAUUUGGUUCAAUCUUCCUCGUCGUUAGAACAUGAAAUGCCACCAUCAUCUCAAUCUCCUCCUCCUCCUCCUAAAAGAAAAGUCGGAGGAUGGAAUGCCAUCAAAUAUAUUCUUGGGAAUGAAUCUUUUGAGAAACUGGCUUCUAUGAGUUUGAUAGCCAAUAUCACAGUUUAUCUGCAGACUAGAUAUAACAUGGAAGGUGUAUUUAAUGUAACUGUGACCACUGUAUGGUCUGGUUCCUCCAAUAUAACUUCUUUAAUGGGUGCAAUUAUUGCUGAUACUUAUUUGGGUAGAUUCCGUACCCUUUUCUUUGGCAGCAUUUUUUCUCUUCUGGGAAUGACGGGCAUGACCCUAACUGCAGGUCUACCUAAGUUAACACCCCCAAGAUGCAAUGGAGACACCAGCUGUCCCCAAGCAGAAAAAUGGCAGCUGGGCUUCCUCUUUGCUAGUCUUGGAUUUUUAUCGAUAGGAUCUGGUGGGAUUAGACCAUGCAAUAUUGCUUUUGGUGCUGAUCAAUUUGACACCACAACAGCGAAAGGAAGAUCACAGCUUGAGAGCUUUUUCAAUUGGUGGUACUUCUUCUUUACAAUUGCACUAGUCGUUGCUCUUACCGCUGUUGUCUACAUCCAGACUAAUGUCAGUUGGGUUAUAGGCUUUAUCAUCCCAACUUCUUGCCUGUUUCUCUCCAUAUCCAUUUUCUUGAUUGGUCGCAGUACUUAUAUUUGCAAGAAACCUAGAGGCAGCAUUUUUACAAAUAUGAUCAAGGUGGUCAUAGCUGCAUGUAGGAAGCGCCAGUUAACUACUAAACCAGAUUCUCAGUAUUCCUUCUAUGAUCCUCCGAUGGAUGAGUCAGAGCUACACCUCAAAAUUGCUCAUACUGAUAGGUUUAGAUUUCUUGACAAGGCAGCUAUGAUUAGUGAUCUCAGUGAACUGGACGAUCAAGGCCUUGCAAAGAAUACUUGGAGAUUAUGCAGCUUGCAGCAGGUGGAGCAACUGAAAUGUUUAAUAGCAAUAGGACCAGUUUGGGUAUCAGGAAUUGCCUGUUUUAUUCCAAUGGAUCAGCAGAAUGCAUUUGGCAUCCUUCAAGCAAUUCAAAUUAACAAAUCUGUUGGUCCAAAAUUCCAAGUCCCUCCAGGAUGGAUGGGCCUUACAUCGAUGAUUGCACUUUCGAUAUGGAUUUACAUUUAUGAGCGCAUUUAUGUCCCUAAGGCAAAGAAAUUGGCAGGAAAAGAUAAAAGACUGACAAUGCCACAAAGAAUUAAGACUGGUAUUGUAAUGUCAAUUCUAUGCAUGCUAGUAGCUGGAUUUGUAGAGAAAAAACGCCGCGAGUCGGCUUUGAGAAAUGGAACCUUUGCCUCACCUAUUACUAUAGCUGCACUCCUACCGCAGUUUGUCCUGUCAGGAUUAAUUGAAGCUUUUGCAGCAGUUGCUAUAAUGGAAUUUUACACCACAGGAAUGCCAGAGAGCAUGAGGACUGUUGCAGGAGCAGUCUUCUUUCUCAGUUUAUCAAUUUCAAGUUAUAUAAGUUCUUUACUCAUCAAUAUCAUUCACCAUGUCAGUGGAAAGAAUGGGAAAACACCAUGGUUGGGUGGUCAUGACCUUAAUCAGAAUAGACUUGACUACUACUACUUCAUUAUUGCUGGCCUAGCAGUAGUGAACUUCAUUUAUUUCAAUUUCUACGCCAGUCGUUAUGCAGUUAGCCAUCAUUAUGACGGUAGCACAGAGGUGAAAGUAGAGAAUUCAAACUUUCAUCAUUCAAGCAUUCGGCCAAAAGAUAUAAUGCAGGAUGAGGAAAAAGGGUCGGAUUUACAUGACAGUCAUUGACAAGGAAGACGAAUCAGAAAAUCCGAAUUCGAGUUUUGUGCGACUCUUGAAUUAAGUUCCGUUAUCAGGCGCAGAUCUCAGAAGUUUCUUCAUCGUUUCGCGAAUUCUUUCAGAGCAAGAACUUUUUUUGUUACUUUUCCCUGAUUGUUGAUUCUCUUUAUCAAUUGAUUAAACUUUUUGCUGAUAUAUAUACAUAAAAACUUGAACGCCUGAAA